GAAGCAAGAUGGCUGCCCUUUAGGAUUUGUUAGAAAGGAGACCCGACUGCAACUGCUGGAUUGCUGCAAGGCUGAGGGCGAGAACGAGGCUGGCAACCAUUCAGCAGCAGACCCUCUCAAGAUUGUCUAUUUGCCCUUGCUCCUGUUGAGUUACCACCCUUGGAAGCAGGAGAUGGGCUCAGCAUCAGCCAACCGGAAAUGAUCCAGGAGGAGCAGUGAGGGACGGAACUGCUGAAUUCAUUCAAAGGGCAGCCUUGUGGAUGGCCCCGAAGCAAGCCUGAUGGAACAGGAUAGAAACAACCAUGUUGAGGGCAACAGACUAAGUCCGUUCCUGAUACCAUCUCCUUCUCCCGUUUGCCAGACAGAACCUCUGGCUCUAAAGCUCCAGAAUGGAAGCCCAUUAACUGAGAGACCUCAUCCAGAAGUAAAUGGAGACACCAAGUGGCAGUGUUUCAAAAGUUGUUAUGGAAUACCCCAUAUGAAGGGAAGCCAGCUUAGUCGUGUGAGUCCCGACUUUAUACAAGAUGGUAGAGGGUAUUCCAAUUGUCUGCAAAAUGGAGGAAUAAAACGCACAGUGAGUGAACCUUCUCUCUCUGGGCUCCAUCAGGACAAGAAAUUCAAACAAGACCAAAAAGCUAAUGGAGAAAGAAAGAACUUCGGGGAAAGACAAGAAAGAAAUCCAGAUGAAAGCAGCAGUCAACCAAAUGUCUCCGCUUUGAGUGAUAAGAGAGAAUCUGUGAGCUCUGUAGCCCAAGAAAAUGCAGUUAAAAAUUUCACCAAUUUUUCAACACACAACUGCAGUGGGUUUGAAAAUCUAGAGCUUCCGAUUCCGAAUGAGCAGGAGGGGAAAAUUGCUAACUACCACGACAAGAACAUUGUAUUACUUCUUAAAAAUAAGGCAGCGCUAAUGCCUAAUGGUGCUAUAGUUUCUGCCUCUUCCAUGGAAAACACACAUGGUGAACUCCUGGAAAAAACACUGUCUCAAUAUUAUCCAGAUUGUGUUUCCAUUGCGGUGCAGAAAACCACAUCUCAAGUAAAUGCCAUUAACAGUCAGGCUACUAAUGAGUUGUCCUGUGAGAUCACUCACGCAUCACAUACCUCAGGGCAGAUCAAUUCCCCUCAGACCUCAAGCUCCGAGCUGCCUCCAGAGCCAGCUGCAGUGGUGACUGAGGCCUGUGACAUUGAUAAUGCCAGUAAACCAGCUGCAAUGCUAGGGACCUGUUCCUUUCAGAAACCAGAACAACUACAACAACAAGCAUCAGUUUUUGAGAUAUGCUCAUCUCCUGUAGAAAACAGUAACAUCCAAGGAACCACAAAGCUAGUAUCUGGUGAAGAAUUUUGUUCAGGUUCCAGCAGCAAUUUGCAAGCUCUUGAUGGCAGCUCUGAACGGUAUUUAAAACAAAACGAAAUGAAUGGUGCUUACUUCAAGCAAAACUCAGUGUUCACUAAGGAUUCCUUUUCUGCCACUACCACACCACCACCAUCACAAUUGCUUCUUUCUCCCCUUCCUCCUCUUCCACAGGUUCCUCAGCUUCCUUCAGAAGGAAAAAGCACUCUGAAUGAUGGAGGUUUGGAAGAAAAGCAUCACUACUCCAACCAAAGUCACACAGCUCUUUUAAGGGAAGUGGAAGUAGAGGGUCAGCUUGAAGCAUCACCAUCCCCGAGUCCUAAUCCACGUAUAUUUGUAUCCAACCUUUCUCUGAUGCUUCCAGAAAGGCCUCAGAAUAAUUGUGUUAACAAGAAUGACAUACAGACUCCAGGGACAAUGGCUGUUCCAAGACCAAUAUCAGAACAUCUCAAGCAUAACCCACCAGUUUUUGGUAGCAGUGGAGAUCUACAGGACCACUGCCAGCAGUUGAUGAGAGACAAAGAGCAGAAGAUUCUGAAGGGUAAAAACAAGGAACAAACACGAGAUGUUGUGCUCCCAACACAGCACUAUCUCAAACCAGGUUGGAUUGAAUUGAAAGCCCCUCAUUUUCAUCAGGCAGAAGCCCAUCCAAAAUGUAAUGAGACAUCACUGCGAUCAGUUCUUCAGUAUCAGCCCAACCCCUCCAGUCAAAUGACCUCCAAACAAUACACUGGAAAUUCCAACAUGCCUGGGGGGAUCCCAAGGCAGGCUUACAUCCAGAGAACAAUGCAGCUGGAGCAGAAGUCACAAAUGUACCAAGUUGAGAUGAAUCAAGGGCAGUCUCAAGGUACAGUGGACCAACAUCUCCAGUUCCUAAAACCCUCACACCAGGUGCACUUCCAGACAGACCCUUCACCAGAAGCUCAUGUACAGUCACUGUGUACCCCUAGAUUACAUUUUCAAAAAAAAGGAGAUCCUCAAACUGAGAAACUCAUGUCCCCAUUGUUAAAACAGCACUUGAAUCAACAGGCUUCAGAAACUGAGCAAUGUUCAAACUCACACCUUUUGCAACAUAAGCCUCAUAAACAGGCAGCACAAACACAACCAUCCCAGAAUUCACAUCUCCCUCAAAACCAACAGCAGCAAAAAUUGCAAAUGAAGUGUAAAGAACAAAUGCCCCAAACUUUUACUCAUCCCCAUGGCAACAAUGGUCAGCAAACAGAAGGAUCAUUCUUUGGCCAGAUUAAAGUAGAAGAGUGCUUUCAUUUUGAAAAACAGUAUUCAAAAUCAAGUGGGUUCCAGACUCAUAAUACCCAAAUGGGGUUGGAGCAAGUACAGACUAUGAACAGUAGAAAUUCCCCUUAUGGUCAGAUCUUGAAAUCAAGUGCAAGCAAAGUACACAUUUCUUGUUCAAACAAUACACACCUAGUUCCAGAGAAUAAAGAACAGACUGUACAUUCUGAACUCUUUGCAAGAAACAAGACCCAAAACUUGCAAUAUUUUCCAAAUAAUGUGACCCAAAAACAAGAUGUUCUUCAUAGGUGCUUUCAAGAACAAGAGCAGAAGCCUCAACAAGCUUCAGUUCUACAGGGAUAUAAAAGUAGAAACCAAGAUAUGUCUAGUCAACAAGCCACACAACUCGCUCAGCAAAGGUACUUGACACACAACCAAGCAAAUGCUUUCUCUGCGCCUGACCGGGGAGGAAGUCACAUUCAGACUCCUCCCCAGAAGGACCUUCAAAAGCAUGCUGCUCUAAGGUGGCAUCUCUUACAGAAGCAAGAACAGCAAGCACAGCAACCCCAAAUUGACUCUUGCCAUAAUCAGAUGCACAGGCCAAUUAAGGUUGAACCUGGAUCCAAGCUGCAUGCUUGUAUGCGCCCCAUGUCAGCACAGCCAGAAAACAAAACAUGGAAAAAGAUAACUAAGCAAGAGAUUCCACCUCCAAGCUGUGAUAAUGUGCAGCAGAGGAGCAUCAUUGAGACCAUGGAGCAGCAUCUGAAGCAGUUUCAGGUCAAAUCAUUGUUUGACCAUAAGGCUCUAACUCUCAAAUCACAGAAGCAAGUAAAAGUUGAAAUGUCAGGGCCAGUCACAGUUUUAACUAGACAAACCACUGCUGCAGAACUUGAUAGCCACACCCCAGCUUUAGAGCAGCAAGCAACUUCUUCAGAAAAGACACCAACCAAAAGAACAGCUGGUUCUGUUCUCAAUACUUUUUUAGAGUCACCUUCAAAAUUACUAGAUACGCCUAUAAAAAAUUUAUUGGAUACACCUGUCAAGACUCAGUAUGAUUUCCCAUCAUGCAGAUGUGUAGAGCAAAUUAUUGAAAAAGAUGAAGGUCCUUUUUAUACCCAUCUAGGAGCAGGUCCUAAUGUGGCAGCUAUUAGAGAAAUCAUGGAAGAAAGGUUUGGACAGAAGGGUAAAGCUAUUAGGAUUGAAAGAGUCAUCUAUACUGGUAAAGAAGGCAAAAGUUCUCAGGGAUGUCCUAUUGCUAAGUGGGUGAUUCGCAGACGCUGCAGUGAGGAGAAGCUACUGUGUUUGGUGCGGGAGCGAGCCGGGCACACCUGUGAGGCAGCAGUGAUUGUGAUUCUCAUCCUUGUGUGGGAAGGAAUCCCGCUGCCUCUGGCUGACCAACUCUACUCAGAGCUCACCGAGACGCUGAGGAAAUACGGCACGCUCACCAAUCGUCGGUGUGCCCUGAAUGAAGAGAGAACCUGUGCCUGUCAGGGGCUGGAUCCAGAAACCUGUGGUGCCUCCUUUUCUUUUGGCUGUUCAUGGAGCAUGUACUAUAAUGGAUGUAAGUUUGCCAGAAGCAAGAUCCCAAGGAAAUUUAAGCUGCUUGGGGAUGACCCAAAAGAGGAAGAGAAACUGGAGUCUCAUUUGCAAAACCUGUCCACUCUUCUGGCACCAAUAUAUAAAAAACUUGCACCUGAUGCAUAUAAUAAUCAGAUUGAAUAUGAACACAGAGCACCAGAGUGUCGGCUGGGUCUAAAGGAAGGCCGUCCAUUCUCAGGGGUCACUGCAUGUUUGGACUUCUGUGCACAUGCCCAUAGAGACUUGCACAACAUGCAGAAUGGCAGCACAUUGGUAUGCACCCUCACUAGGGAAGACAAUCGAGAAAUUGGAGGAAAUCCUGAGGAUGAGCAGCUCCAUGUUCUGCCUUUAUACAAAAUCUCUGAUGUGGAUGAGUGUGGGAGUCUAGAAGCUCAGGAGGAGAAAAAACGAAAUGGUGCCAUUCAAGUACUGAGUUCUUUUCGGCGGAAAGUCAGGAUGUUAGCAGAGCCAGUCAAGACUUGCCGACAAAGGAAACUAGAAGCCAAGAAAGCUGCAGCUGAAAAGCUUUCCUCUCUGGAGAACAGCUCAAUUAAGAACGAAAAGGAAAAGUCAGCCUCAUUGCGUACAAAACAGAGUGAAAAUGCAAUUCAGGCUAAACAGUUGGCAGAACUUUUACGACUUUCAGGACCAGUCAUUCAGCAGCCCCAGCAGCCCCAGACACAGCAACUGCAGAAACAGCAGGCCCAGCAACAGCCACAGCAGGCCCAGCAACAGCAGCCACACCCCUUGACUAAUAACUCUCAGUCAGAGUCUAUCAACUCUUACUCUUCUUCUGGAUCCACCAGUCUGUACAUGAGACGGCCCAAUCCAGUUAGUCCUUAUCCAAGCUCUUCACACCCUUCAGAUGUUUAUGGAGGUGCCAACCCUAUGAACCUGUAUUCCACCUCAUCCCAAGCUGCAGGUUCGUAUUUGAAUUCUUCUAAUCCCAUGAACCCCUACCCUGGGCUUCUGAGUCAAAAUAAUCAAUAUCCAUCAUAUCAAUGCAAUGGAAACCUAUCAAUAGACAACUGCUCCCCAUAUCUGGGUUCCUAUUCUCCCCAGUCUCAGGCCAUGGAUCUAUAUCGGUAUCCAAGCCAAGACCCUCUCUCUAAGCUAAAUCUACCACCCAUCCAUACACUUUAUCAGCCAAGGUUUGGAAAUAGCCAGAGUUUUACUUCUAAGUACUUAGGUUAUGGAAACCAAAAUGUGCAGGGAGAUGCCUUCAGCAGUUGUACUGUUAGAGCAAAUGUACACCAUGUAGGAACAUUUUCUCCUUAUUCCACUCAUGACAUAGAUGGCCACUUCAUGGGAGCCACCUCUAGAUUACCACUCAACUUGAGCAGUCCAAACAGAGACUAUAAAAAUGGUGAGCAUCGUGCAUCUUCUCACACAAUUCAUAACUACAGUGCAGCUCCAGGCAUGUUCAACAGCUCUCUUCAUGCCCUGCAUCUCCAAAGCAAGGAUGACAUGCUUUCCCACGCGACUAAUGGGUUAUCUAAGAUGCUUCCAGGUCUUAACUAUGAUAGAACCACUUCUGUCCAAGGCAGCUUACAUAAAUUAAGUGAUGCCAACAGUCAGGAAAAGCAGCCUCUGGCACCAGCUCAGGGUGUGGCUUCUGCUGCAGAGGAGAACGAUGAGGUCUGGUCAGACAGUGAGCAGAACUUUCUGGAUCCUGACAUCGGGGGAGUGGCUGUGGCUCCAACUCAUGGGUCAAUUCUCAUUGAGUGUGCAAAGCGCGAGCUUCAUGCCACAACCCCUUUAAAGAUUCCCGAUCGGAAUCACCCCACCAGGAUCUCGCUUGUCUUUUACCAGCAUAAGAGCAUGAAUGAGCCAAAACAUGGCUUGGCUCUCUGGGAAGCCAAAAUGGCUGAAAAAGCCCGUGAGAAAGAGGAAGAGUGUGAAAAAUAUGGUCCAGACUAUGUGCCUCAGAAAACCCAUGGCAAAAAAGUGAAACGGGAGCCCACUGAGCUGCACGAACCUUCAGAGCCCACUUACCUGCGCUUCAUCAGAUCCCUUGCGGACAGGACCAUAUCCAUGACCACAGACUCCACAGUAAUGACAUCUCCAUAUGCCUUCACGCGGGUCACAGGGCCUUACAACAGAUAUAUAUAAUGUCGCCCCUUUUGUUGGUUACCUCAUUUGAAAAGACCAGAACCAACCUGUCAGUAGUGUAUAGUUCGCAUGAUGUUGGCAAUGGGGAAAGGUCACAGUAUUCAUGACAAAUGUUGUGGGAAAAUCCUCAGCUCACCAGCAAAAAAAGAAGUAAUCUUACCCUAGCACUUAAUUUCCACUGACUCCCAAGUGGUCACAGAUGGCAUCUAGGAAAAAGACCAAAGCAUUCUAUGCAAAAAGAAGGUGGGGGAAGAAGGUUCUGCAAUUUACAUUUUUAAACACUGGUUCUGUUAUUGGAUGAGAUAUGUAAAUGUGAUUUUUCCCCUUACGACUCUACACAUCUGUGACCACUUUUAAGGAUAUCAAGUUUGCAUAGUCAUGGAACACAAAUCACACAAGUACUGUAGUAUUACAGUGACAGGAAUCUUAAAAUACCAUCUGGUGCUGAAUAUAUGAUGUACUGAAAUACUGGAAUUAUGGCUUUUUAACAUGCAGUUUUUACUGUAAUCGUAAUAUUAACUUUUAUUUAUCAAAAUAGCUAUAGGAAGCAUAAAUGAAUAGCAGCAAAACACUGAAUUUGUUUGGAUGUUCUAAGAAAUGGUGCUAAGAAAAUGGUGUCUUUGAUAGUUUAAAAUUUAAUGCCUUUAUAUCAUCAAGAUGCUAUCAGUGUACUCCAAUGCCCUUGAAUAAUAGGGGUACAUUUUCAUUCAACUUUUUGUCAUAAUUACCUGUUCUUGCAAGUUUAGUUUUUAAAAUGUGGAAGUUUUAAAGGCCUCUGGAUUUUGCUCAUCCAGUGAAGUCCUUGUAGGACAAUAAACGUAUAUAUGUACAUAUAUACACACAUGUAUAUGUGCACACACAUGUAUAUGUAUAAAUAUUUUAAGUGGUGUUUUAGAAGCACUUUGUCUACCUAAGCUUUGACAACUUGAACAAUGCUAAGGUACUGAGACGUUUAAAAAAAAGUUUACUUUCAUUUUAGAAUGCAAAGUUUUUUUUUAAGGAAACAAGGAAAACUUUUAAAAUAUUUUUGCUUUUAGCCAGGCAUCUGCUGAUGAGCAAUGUGUCCAUUUUUAACACAGCCAGUUAAAUCCAAAACAGGGCUUACUGGAUUCAAGGGAAUACAUUAGUCCACAAAACAUGUUUUCUGGUGCUCAUCUCACAUGCUAUACUGUAAAACAGUUUUAUAUAAAAUUGUAUGACAAGUUCAUUGCUCAAAUAUGUACAGUUUUAAGAAUUUUUUAUUAACUGCAGGUAAUAAUUAGCCGCAUGCUACAAGACUCAACAAAGCUAGUUCAUUUAAGGCUAUGCUUUUUUAUAGACCUGUAUGCUCUUCAGAGAACUGAAUGGCAGUCUGCCUUUGUGUUGAUAAUUAUGUACAUUGUGAUGUUGUCAUUUCUUAGCUUAAGUGUCCUCUUACCAGGAAGAUUGAGCAGACUAAAGCCUGCAUAAGAUGAAUAAACAGGGUUUGUUCCAUGUGAAUCUGUUGGUUAAAAAGAAACAAAACAGGCAGCUGGUUUGCUGUGGUGGUUUUAAAUCAUUAAUUUGUAUAAAGAAGUGAAAGAGUUGUAUAGUAAAUUAAAUUGUAAACAAAACUUUUUUUAACGUAAUGCUUUAGUAUUUUAGUACUGUAAAAAAUUUUAA
Cynocephalus volans (Philippine flying lemur) is the source of this 7912-nucleotide messenger RNA. It is a transcript of the gene TET2, whose product is annotated as tet methylcytosine dioxygenase 2. The transcript has 11 exons. Gene Ontology annotation, molecular function: DNA 5-methylcytosine dioxygenase activity. The record is from RefSeq and is a predicted model, not a curated record. The coding region runs from base 281 to 6271 and encodes 1996 amino acids. Gene Ontology annotation, biological process: positive regulation of transcription by RNA polymerase II; myeloid cell differentiation. Gene Ontology annotation, cellular component: nucleus. NCBI's taxonomy places the organism in Eukaryota, Metazoa, Chordata, Mammalia, Dermoptera, Cynocephalidae.